AGGGAGGAGUGUGUGUGUGUGUGAGUGUGUGUGUGUGUGUGUGUGAAAGAGGGAGAGGGAGCGAGAGAGCGAGAGAGAGGGAGAGAGAGGGAGAGAGAGGGAGGGAGAGAGAAAAGAAGAGGGGGAAAAAAAGGAAAGAAGAUUUUCUCUAUGUAUAUAAAGAUGGCCACGUUAGCAAACGGACAACCAGACAAUACCAGCCUGAGUAGCAAUCACAGCAACCCCAGCACCAACGGGCAUAUGAACGGAUUAAACCAUAGUCCCGGAAACCCAUCCACCAUCCCAAUGAAGGACCACGAUGCCAUUAAGCUCUUUAUUGGGCAGAUCCCCCGUAACCUGGACGAGAAAGACCUCAAACCGCUCUUCGAGGAGUUCGGGAAGAUCUAUGAACUGACGGUGCUGAAGGACAGGUUCACUGGCAUGCACAAAGGCUGUGCCUUCCUAACAUACUGCGAAAGGGAGUCUGCUCUAAAGGCCCAGAGUGCACUGCAUGAACAGAAGACACUGCCAGGGAUGAACAGACCGAUCCAGGUGAAGCCAGCGGACAGCGAAAGCCGAGGAGAAGACAGAAAACUCUUUGUGGGCAUGCUCAAUAAGCAGCAGUCGGAAGACGAUGUGCGCAGGCUAUUCGAGGCGUUUGGCAACAUUGAGGAGUGCACAAUCCUUCGGGGACCCGAUGGCAACAGCAAAGGGUGUGCAUUUGUGAAAUACUCUUCACAUGCAGAGGCCCAAGCUGCCAUCAAUGCCUUGCAUGGCAGCCAGACAAUGCCGGGAGCCUCUUCCAGCCUGGUGGUGAAGUUUGCGGACACGGACAAGGAGCGUACGAUGAGGCGCAUGCAGCAAAUGGCGGGACAAAUGGGCAUGUUCAACCCCAUGGCCAUCCAGUUUGGAGCUUAUGGCGCCUAUGCACAGGCACUGAUGCAGCAGCAAGCGGCGAUCAUGGCAUCGGUGGCGCAGGGCGGAUACCUGAACCCCAUGGCAGCCUUUGCCGCGGCCCAGAUGCAGCAGAUGGCGGCUCUGAACAUGAACGGCCUGGCAGCCGCCCCCAUGACUCCAACCUCAGGUGGAAGCACGCCUCCUGGCAUAACUGCACCAGCUGUGCCUAGCAUCCCAUCUCCAAUUGGGGUGAAUGGUUUCACUGGCCUCCCGCCGCAGGCUAAUGGGCAGCCAGCCGCUGAAGCCGUGUUUGCUAAUGGCAUUCACCCUUAUCCAGGUGUAUGGCACCAGAUUUCCUUCCAAGAGGCCCCCACCUUUGCAUCCUCCAAGCCUUGCCUCCAGCCACACCUCUGUGCGGCACAGAGCCCCACUGCAGCAGACCCCUUGCAGCAAGCCUACGCUGGAGUGCAGCAGUACGCAGGUCCUGCUUAUCCUGCUGCUUAUGGCCAGAUUAGCCAAGCGUUCCCACAGCCACCUCCCAUGAUCCCACAGCAACAGAGAGAAGGACCAGAGGGCUGUAACCUGUUUAUCUACCAUCUGCCCCAGGAGUUUGGGGAUGCUGAGCUGAUGCAGAUGUUCCUGCCUUUCGGUAAUGUCAUCUCCUCGAAAGUGUUUGUGGAUCGGGCGACAAACCAAAGUAAAUGCUUUGGUUUUGUGAGUUUUGACAAUCCUGCCAGUGCCCAAGCUGCUAUCCAGGCCAUGAAUGGAUUCCAGAUUGGCAUGAAGAGGCUGAAGGUGCAGCUGAAGAGGCCAAAGGAUGCUAAUCGUCCCUACUGAAGGGUUGUGGGAACCACUGGAUACAAAGCACUAGCACAGAGCCAGUCAAAUCCACCACAGUCUCGCGCUGAGCUAGGAAAAAAGUUCUCGUAAUGACAUGAAAGUGGAGAAUACAGUUCCCCAGGCCGGCAGCAGCUGAAUGGGCCACAUUUAGAAAAAAAAAAAAAGUAUAUAUAUAUUAAAAAAAAAAAAGUGAACUGUUGGAUUACACCUUUGACAUAUCAGCAAAUAUCAGUCAAGCUGAAGACUUCAGACCUAUUCUCUCUUUGAUUGUUUAGACUGUAACAUUUCUUCAAGAAAAGUAUCACAUCUGCUGACUUCGAAGGACAUGCGCUUGAAAACAAACAAACACAUAAAGUAAAAUCAGAGCAGGAGGAAGAUGAACCGGGAUUUCUGAAGAGACACUGAUAUCACCACAGCGGCUUUUCUUCAAACAGGAGAUGCAAACCUGGAUUCUGGCAAAGGAGUGCCUGUUUGCCACCAAGGAUGCGGUUACCAUGCGAGACCCAUGGUAACAGUCACUGAGCAUCUUUAUCUGUCAUUCCUUAGCUAUAUAGGGACCAAAGGACAAAACUUUUUACCGCAGACUUGUAGCUGUAUGUAAAAUAUGGAAGUUCUUUCCUUUUCUCUGAGCUGUUCCUAAAACAGUUUUUGAGAGUGAUUAUAUGAAAUAUGUAAAACCUAAAAAAAUAAAAAAUUUAAAAAAAAAAAUUAAAAAAACACAAAAACGCCAAAAAAAAAACCCACAAAAAAAAAAAAAUUACAAAUGCUUAAAUGCUUUUAAAAUGGCAAGAUAAUAGUUCUUUGAUACUUUGGGAGGUUCUUUGGUUAUACAUUAAUUAGAGUCUAUGAAGCUUUCAUAUGGUUUUCUGUAUAAUACGCAAGGAUUGCGUUGUUAAAGGCAGGUAAGAUGGAUAUCUAUGAAAAGCAAAAAAAAA
This is a messenger RNA of Parus major (Great Tit), 2651 nucleotides long. It is a transcript of the gene CELF4, whose product is annotated as CUGBP Elav-like family member 4. The transcript has 15 exons. The coding region runs from base 151 to 1713 and encodes 520 amino acids. Gene Ontology annotation, molecular function: mRNA binding. The record is from RefSeq and is a predicted model, not a curated record. NCBI's taxonomy places the organism in Eukaryota, Metazoa, Chordata, Aves, Passeriformes, Paridae. Gene Ontology annotation, biological process: mRNA splice site recognition; regulation of alternative mRNA splicing, via spliceosome. Gene Ontology annotation, cellular component: cytoplasm; ribonucleoprotein complex; nucleus.